This is a messenger RNA of Pimephales promelas (fathead minnow), 2540 nucleotides long. NCBI's taxonomy places the organism in Eukaryota, Metazoa, Chordata, Actinopteri, Cypriniformes, Leuciscidae. The record is from RefSeq and is a predicted model, not a curated record.
AGGACGCCAUAAAUCCAUUUGUUUCAUGUCUAAAAGUUUUUACUGGAAGAGCAGGAAAGGGGGAGUGCUGCAUGAGAGGACAGAGAGAGAAAGAGGGAACUGGGCUGGGUGAAAAAAAAACUACACAGGCUGUGGGACUCAAUGCGACUAUAAAACCGCUUUCUUGGCCAUUGUGUUGAUGUAGUCAAGAAAUAUACCGUAACGUAGCCUACCUACAGAGAGACUGAGAUGGAGGAGUGAGGCGGUACCGGUCUGUGGCUGCUAAGAAACAUUUGUCUUGCGGUUUGAGCAAACUUUGCGAGGAUAUUUAUUUGUGGCGGGGUCUGCCGAUGACAAUCCUCUGAAACUUUAACUCUCGUGUUUGAGACGCUGGAGUGCACAUAAACAAGACUUUUAUUAUUUUAAUGCCUCAGUUCAGAAAUUAGUCUUGCGAGUCUUAUAUAUGUUCUUUAGUCACAGUUGCACUUGCAAGAUAAGUAGGUCAAUAUUAGAAGUUUUUUUUUUUUUUUUUUUUUUUUUUUUUGCUGAGUAGGUUCUCCGUAUAGUUGACGCGGCUGAAAUGGGAGCGCGUGACGGGCGCUCGGUGUCUCCGGUUCACCGGAGCUCUUUCCUCUUGUGGACGCUGCUGCUGAUACUGUGGCUGACAUGCGUCCAGGGAACGUGGGGACCCGGAGUUUACAAAUACCAGACCGGGACAGCACUCCACAAAGAUCUGUCGAAAAGAAACUGGUGUCCUCAGACGGUGACAAAGACUGUGACUUGUCAGGUACAGAAUGGCACCACACUUCAGAGAGUCUACCAGACUUGCAGGUGGCCUCAGGGUUGCAAUGGGGGAAGCUAUCGCACUGUGGUCCGGCCAUCCUAUAAAGUUGUAUACCGCACCAUCACCUCUCUGGAGUGGAAAUGUUGUCCUGGAUACAGUGGAUCUCAGUGUGAGGAAGGAUCAUCAAGUAACCUGGUCGCCCAGGAGGCUGUAAGGAAACAGCCUACAUUUCUGAAACAUGCUGCUAAAACAGGAGAACAGAUCUCAAACUGUCUGAAUUGCAGUCGUAUCACUGCCCUCACAGAUCGUGUGAGCUCUCUGGAGGCCAAGGUUCAGCUUCUUACAGCCCCUGCCUCCACCUCUCAUCGUCAAACGCAAUUAAAAAAUGAACAUGAUUCCUCCUCCCUGAUGGGGGCGCCACCUGCUAAAGGUGCUCCUGGGGCUCAGGGUCCUGCAGGUCCACAGGGCGAGAAAGGCCAGGAUGGCUUACCUGGUAAAGACGGUAAACAAGGGUAUCGAGGUCUCCCAGGACCCAAAGGAGAGGCGGGCACCAGAGGUCCAUCUGGGGCUCCAGGGUCUAAAGGAAUAGCUGGUCCUAUAGGUCCACAGGGACCACCAGGCCUCCCAGGAGAGAGGGGCCUCCCUGGGCCACCCGGCCCUCCCGGGCCCCCUGGCCCACCACUUGAACAAGAUGCUGGCCUGAAAAAAGAUAGUCUUCUACAUAACAACUUCCCUGACCUCCGAGUGACCCCUCCACAUGGUCCACCUGGACCCACCGGUCCUCCUGGGCCAAUAGGACCCUCUGGACCACCAGGCCCAAUGGGACAAACUGGAAAGUCGGGAGCUCCUGGUUUGCAAGGCCCGGUGGGUCCGAAGGGCGAACGAGGCGAAAGAGGACCUCUUGGAUAUCCAGGAGAGAGAGGGUUUAAAGGAGAGCCGGGAGAGCAAGGCCUUAAAGGAGAGCCAGGGGAGAAAGGUCUUCCGGACUUUAAUUUGAAGAAGUUCCAAGACUUGCAGGCUGACUUAGAGCUGCUGGCUCGCAGGGUGCAGCUGCUGGAGGCGAUCAUCUGGCCAGAACCAGAUCUAGGGUCAGGAGAUGGCUUCUUUGGCACACCAUCUCCCGAUGUCUACCGGAUUAAGAGGGCAAGAAUGUCAUCUUUGCGGGUCAACUCUCCCUUAAUCACUGCUGAGACCAAGGUUCGAGGGAAGUAGUCUGCAUAUUCCAAAGAAUGAAGCCAUCCUUUCCAUAUCAAUUCCGAUAUCUGUAAAUCAGCUGAGCUGGCAACAACUACACAAGUCCUAAACAUAUCACAGAUCCAACCGCCUUGGAGUAUUCCAGUUAAUCCAGAAGGGGGGAGACACCUCAGGGAAGACCAUAUGGUGCUGUAUAAAUUAACCACCUCUAAUGGGACUCCACAGGUUCCAAGCACCUCUCCUCUGGCAAAUAAUUGUGGUUUGCCAUCAUGUUGUGUCACUCUUAUGACAUAAUGAACACAAGCAGUCUCAGAAGGAAUUUAUCAACCUAUUGUUUGAUACUCGAUUCACAUGAAAAAAAGGAAACAUGUUUUAGAAUACGAUAUAGAGGAACGGUAUUGGUGCUUGUACAAAACGGCAUAAAUGAUGGAGAUGAAGAACGGAGAGCAUCAAACCAUAUUAUUAUUCUUUCCAGCUGCUGUUAGGAGCUCAUAGUGACUUCAAGGGAUCGUUCACUUUGAAAUUAAAUCUUGAUAUGUUUUAGCUUACAUCAAGGGCAUCAUGGUCUUUGUUUCCACAGCAU